UUGACACACCCUUAUGACCUCAUUCAAACCCUAGUGGUAGAUACAUAAAUUUAACCCAAAACACUGUCCUUUUAGAAAACAAGAGGAAACAAAGAGAGAAAAGAAAUACACACUCAAAUGGCAUCGUUGCAAGCCAUGAUGGUGUUCAUGACAAGGCGUGACCCCCUACCAUAAAAAUCUCCCUCAUUGCUUCUUCACUUUCUCUUGCACUCUCUCGUUUUCUUUUGCUCUCUAAAACGCACCAUUCUCUUUGUUUCUUCUUCUUCUUCUUUGCCAUGACUUUGCCCAUCGAGUUCCAACAACAUUUUAAGAGUAGAAUUUGUUUCAAUGGAAGCAAUUCUCACUAGGAAAUGGAUCCGAACGUCAUUGAGAUUCCACCUCCGACUACAAACAAUAACAACACUUGUAAUUCAAUUAAACAAAAAGAGGCCAUUUUUCAUCAUGAGGUGAUCAACACAGACAAAGACAAUGAUUCUACCAAGUUAAUAUUAUUUGGUCAGAAAGUUGGCAAGGGGAAAGCGAUUCAGACCACCCAUCAAAACAUGGAAGUGUGUGAGGAUGUGAUAGGUAAAUCUAGAUGGACUUAUGGUCAUAGUUCUAGUUCUGAGAGCUCAAAUGAUGAAGAAGAUGAUGACAAUUGCUUUGAUUUUUUUUCAAAAGAUUAUAUGACAUCUCAGUCUUCAUUGUCACUAGAGCCUACUAUUAAGGACCCUCCUGGAGUACAAUACUCUCAAACUCCCCUGAGUAAGAAGAAAUCAAAUGGCUCACAACAAAGGAGGCGGAAGUUAAAGUUGCCAUGGGAAAUGGGGUCAUCUAAAUCUUUUGAGAGUGAGAAGAAGCCUAACAUUUGUUAUUCUUCUAACCAUAAAUUUGUAAACAAUUUUGAGGCCAAGAAACUGCCGCUUGCAGGUGGAACACCACAUUGGGGACUGCCACCUGCAGAUGGGGCACUGGAUUGGGGAUUGUUGUUUGUUGGUGGGGCACUAAAAUGGGAAUUUUCACAUGUGGGUGGAAUACCAUAUUGGGGACUGCUACCUGCAGGUGCUGUAAGCGGGACUCCGCUUGAGACACCACAAUGGGGACUGUCACCUGCAGGGGGUGGAACACCAAAAUGGAGAUUGUCGCAUGUAGGUGGAACACCACAUUGGGGACUACAACCUGCAGGGAGUAGGGCACCAAAAUGGGGAUUAUCGCAUAUAGGUGGAACAUCACAUUGGGGACUGCCACCUGCAGGUGGUAUAGCUGGGACUCCUCUUGAGACACCACAAUGGGGACUGCCGCCUGUAGGGGGUGGAACAUCAGAAUGGGGAUUGUCGCAUGUAGGUGGAACACCACAUUGGGGACUACAACCUGUAAGGAGUGGGGCACCAGAAUGGGGAUUACCGCAUAUAGGUGGAACAUCACAUUUGGGACUGCCACCUGCUGGGGGUGGGACACAAAAAUGGGAAUUAUCACAUGUAGGUGGAACACAACAUUGGGGACUGUUACAUGCAAGUGGUGUAGGCGGGACACCACCUGCAGGUGGGGCACCAGAAUGGGGAUUGUCACAUAUAAGUGGAACACCACAUUGGGGACUGUCACCUACAAGUGGUGUAGGCGGGACACCGCUUGCGGGUGGGGCACCAAAUUGGGGACAAGCUGGAGUUUCAAUGAUGACAGUUUACAAUCCAUAUCAUUCAAAUUUUGUUGGACCUUCAUAUCAUCAUCCAGGAUCUGAAUCUAUUAAUCAGAUGUGGUCGACGAAUGCUUAUAAUUUGCAGGCAUUCCCUAAUUAUAAUUAUUAUUAUCCAUAUGAUUAUAAUUAUACAGCUCCCUUUGCUCAUCAUUUUCAUGUCCCUCCUGGGCCAUUGAUUCAUAACUCUUGGGUUUAUAAUUCUGUGGGAGAUGGAAAUAAUGAGGCAACUGCCAAUAAUACCGUUGCUACAAUAUCUGAUGAAGCUAGAGGGGAAAUUCUGAGGAAAUUUCAAAGCUUUAAACAAUUUGACGUUAUUGAAGACGUUUCAGACCAUCACUUUGUUCAUGCCAACUCUUCCAUGGAACAGCAUUCAAAGCAUUGGGCUAAAAGAAUCCAGGGAGAGUGGAAGUCAUUGGAGAAGGAUUUACCAGAUUCAAUAUUUGUCAGAGUUUAUGAAUCGAGAAUAGAUCUUCUAAGGGCCGUGAUUAUUGGAGCAAAGGGAACACCUUAUCAUGAUGGCCUUUUCUUUUUUGAUGUUUUCUUCUCGAGUGGCUAUCCGCAUGUACCUCCACAAGUUCACUACCAUUCUGGCGGGCUUAGGCUCAACCCAAAUUUAUAUAGUAGUGGAAAAGUUUGUCUUAGUCUUCUUAACACCUGGACCGGCCAUCAAAAUGAGCAGUGGAUUCCAGGUGUUUCAACAAUUUUACAGGUUCUGGUCUCUAUACAGGGUCUAAUCUUGGUUGCGAAGCCUUUCUUUAAUGAGCCUGAAUAUGCACAUUUAAGCAAUUCGCAAUAUGGUGAAAUUAGUUCUUUGAAGUACAAUGAGGACACAUUCAUCCUAUCAUUGAGGACAAUGAUAUACAUAAUGAGAAGGCCUCCAAAGAAUUUCAAGGACUUUGUUGCUGGGAACUUUUGCAGCCGAGCUCAUGAUAUUCUGGUGGCAUGCAAGGCAUACAUUGAUGGUGCUCAAGUUGGUUGUGUGGUCAAAGGUGGGGCACAAGAUGUUGAUCAAGGUGACAGUAGCAGCUCAGUCCAGUUUAGGACAUCUUUAGCUGCAUUUGUGAAUAUGCUUGUUAAUGAGUUUACACAAGUUGGAGCUAAGGAUUGUGACAAAGUCUUUCCAUUAACUGCUGUGGGAAAUUCGUCCAGUGAAAUGCUAACAACAGUGGGAAAUCCAUCUGGUGUAAAGCUGACAGCAGUGGGAAAUAUGUCCGGUGAAAUGGUGGCAGCAGUGGGAAAUGCGUCUGGUGAAAUGCUUGUUGCUGCUGCAUCAAUUCCUUGAUCAACCAAAUGUUGAGACUUGAUAAAGGCUUAUAUUAAUUGCAUUUAGUUUAUACAGGCUAAAAACAUUUGUUUCAUGUUAUAUUGAACUCAUCAUAGAUUAUAUUCUCUUGAAUAAUGUCUGCCCUUUAUCUUGAAAUACUGUAUAUAAUUGCAGAUGAAUAUGUUUAAUCCAUAGGAGGGCAUAAGAUCCUUGUUCAUUUUUAAUCUGGCUUAUGUGUUUCGUUGGUUAUGUUGGGGAGCCUGCACAUGAAAUGGCCGGGCUAGUUGAUAAUUGUUUGUUCAUAUAGUCAUUCCAUUAAGAAAUCAAGUUGUGCCAUGCAUAUUUUAGUA
This is a messenger RNA of Glycine soja, 3289 nucleotides long. RefSeq lists its product as uncharacterized. Gene Ontology annotation, molecular function: ubiquitin conjugating enzyme activity. Bases 351 to 2957 code for a protein of 868 amino acids. NCBI's taxonomy places the organism in Eukaryota, Viridiplantae, Streptophyta, Magnoliopsida, Fabales, Fabaceae. The transcript has 8 exons. The record is from RefSeq and is a predicted model, not a curated record.